This is a messenger RNA of Thermothielavioides terrestris NRRL 8126, 2537 nucleotides long. RefSeq lists its product as uncharacterized. The record is from RefSeq and is a predicted model, not a curated record. The transcript is spliced from 5 exons. Gene Ontology annotation, molecular function: long-chain-alcohol oxidase activity; flavin adenine dinucleotide binding. NCBI's taxonomy places the organism in Eukaryota, Fungi, Ascomycota, Sordariomycetes, Sordariales, Chaetomiaceae. Bases 158 to 2443 code for a protein of 761 amino acids.
CAGGGGGAAACGCUGGGGUACAGGACGUGUUAUUUAUCGUCCUGACUAGCCCCCUUCUAAUAAGUGCAUGUACGUCUGCAGCCGCUGGACGCCGCUGACUCCCGUCUUCUCAAUGUCUUGACAUGGUCCCAUCUCUGGACGGUGAACCAAGGACAAGAUGUCGACGACAACCGAAGUCGCGCCGCUCACGGCGCCAGUGCCCGUCGACCUCCCCGACGCAGUGGAAUUCUUGAGUGAGAGUCAGUGGAAGGUACUCAUGGCUGUCAUGGACGCCGUGAUACCCGCUAUCCGUAUGGAAGACGCGUCCCAGCCCAGCAAGCCCAACCACGACCCAUCAGUUUUCUAUCUUCCCAGCGGCCAGUAUUCCGAGGCGGCGAUCAAGCUGAGGAACGCCGUCUCCCCUCUCGACCACCCAUCCGAUACGCUCGAGGCGUACCUUGCCGAGCGACCAUCGGACAACCCCCUGUUCACCCAGGUUCUCAAAUGCGUGCUCAGCAACCUCCCACCCAGCAAACAGCGCGAUAUGCGAGUCCUGCUGUCCAUCCUCAACACCCGUCCAGGCAGUCUCCUGCUCACCUCACACGCGAAACCACUGCCCGCCCUCCCCAUAACCGACCGGCUCAAGAUCCUCCGCAGCUGGAGCACCUCCCCCCUCUGGGCGCUCAGAUCCCUCUUCAAAAGCCUGAGCACGGUCGGCAAGCUGGUCUACAUCCGCAGCAGCGCCGCCUUCCCCGUCCUCACCGGCUUCCCGGCGGUGCCUACCGCCUGGGCCGCCACCUCCACCUCCCACCCUUUCACCUUCCUCCAAUUCCACCCCUCCUCCAACUCCCGCAAAACACCCGUAGAAGUCACCACCGACGUCGCCAUCGUCGGCUCCGGCUGCGGCGCCGGCGUGGUUGCGCACCGACUGGCGCGCGAGUUCGGGCCUGCGCUGUCCGUGCUCGUGCUCGAGAAGGGCCGGCACGUGGACGCGCGGCACUUCCCGCUGUCGCAGGCGGCCGGGCUGGCGACGCUGUUCGAGGCCGGCGGCGUGAUCGAGACGGACGACGGGUCCAUGACCGUCACCGCGGGCGCCUGCUUCGGCGGCGGCGGCACCAUCAACUGGAGCGCCAGCCUGCAGACGCAGGACUUCGUGCGCGCCGAGUGGGCGCGCGAGCGCGGCCUGCCCUUCUUCGAGAGCGACGAGUUCCAGGCCUGUCUGGAUCGCGUCUGCCACGUCAUGGGCGUCGCCGAAGUGCCCCCCAAUCAUGCCAACCGGGUGCUGCUGGAGGGCGCGCGGAAGCUGGGGUACCAGGCGAAGGCUGUGCCGCAGAACUGUGGCGGCAAGGAGCACGAUGAUGGGUAUUGUGCGCUGGGAUGCUGGAGGGGCGAGAAGAUGGGGCCGGUGAAUGGCUGGUUCCCGGAGGCCGCGAGACAGGGGGUCAAGUUUGCGGAGGGGAUGAAAGUGGAGAAGGUGCUGUUUGAGCAGAAGAAGGGUGCAAAAGUGGCGACGGGCGUCAAGGGCGUGUGGACGUCCAGAGAGGGCGAGAAGGUGGAAGUCAUUGUCAGGGCAAAGAAGGUCGUCAUCAGCUGCGGCACCCUUUGGAGCCCUGUCGUUCUGCUGAACAGCGGGUUGAAGAAUCCCCAUAUUGGCAAGAAUCUGCACCUCCACCCGACAAACUUCGUGUCUGGGAUCUUUGAUGAGGAUGUUCGGCCAUGGGAAGGCGGCUCCCUCACGUCGGUAGUGACCUCAUUCGAGAAUCUCGAUUCCAAGGGCCACGGAGUCAAACUCGAGGCCAUGACGAUGAUGCCCUCCUUCUGCCUCCCCUUCCUUCCCUGGACCACCGGUAUCGAAUACAAGCUCCGCGCCGCGCACUACCGGCACCUGAACACCUUCAUCGCGAUCUGCCGCGACCGCGACUCGGGGUCCGUCCACCGCGACCCCUCCACCGGCGCGCCGCGCGUCGCUUACACCCCCUCCGACUUCGACCGCGCGCACAACCUGCGCGGCGUGCUCGAGCUGUGCCGCAUCCUGCACGCGCACGGCGCGCGCGAGAUCCACCCGUCCAUCGCCGGGUGCCCGCCCUUCAUCCGCUCGGCGGCCAGGAGGAGGAGCGGGGAAGGGAGUACCCCGGAGAAUGCGGACGGAGAGCAGGGGGAGGAGGCCAAGGAGUUCGAGAGAUGGCUGGCCGGGGUAAGGGCGCUGGGCAACAAGCCGCCCGUCACGCCGUUUGCGUCGGCGCACCAGAUGGGCUCGUGCCGGAUGAGCGCGCGCGCCAAGGAUGGCGUGGUGGAUUCCAGGGGCAGGGUGUGGGGGACCAAGGGGCUGUAUGUGGCGGAUGCGAGCGUGUUCCCGAGCGCCAGCGGGGUGAAUCCGAUGGUGACGACUAUGGCCAUUGCGGACUGGAUCGCCAUGGGGCUGUGUGAGGAUCUACGGGGGGAGGGGGUUGCGGCGAGGCUGUGACGAUUCCAAGGUUGCACGACGGCCUCGAGGUGUCUGUGAGUGGUGCUGCAUAUGGUGUGUGACACGCUACAGCGAGCUGCGAGGUGUGGAUGCA